AUGUUAUUUAUAGUUUUAGGCUUCAUACUAGCAAGAGUUAUAUACUGGAUCUUUUACCGAGUAUCUUUCAGAGUUGUAAGAAAUUCUACACCAAUAUAUGGGGAUAAGAAAAAAGGGAAAGUAAAAAUAAUGACAGUUCUGGGUUCUGGAGGCCACACAACAGAACUUUUAAUGCUUUUAAAAGACCUCAAUAUAAAGGAUAGCAUAAAAUUAGUAUGUAUAAUUGCUAAAACUGAUCACUUAAGUAGAAAAAAGACAAUAUACGUAUAUUCUAGGGAACUGGGACUAAGUGAAGAACAAACAGAAAAUUUGAUAGAUUUUGUUGAUAUCUCAAGAAGUAGAGAAGUGGGACAAAGUUAUUUAACUUCAGUAUUUUCAUCAAUAAAGGCUUUAUCUGAGUCAGUUCGUGUAGUAUUUUCAGAAAAGCCAGAUUUAUUAAUAGUAAAUGGCCCAGGUACAUGUAUUCCAAUAUGUUAUAGUGCAUUGUUAUUAGAGGUGAGUGAUUCCUUCUGA
This is a messenger RNA of Cryptosporidium muris RN66, 513 nucleotides long. RefSeq lists its product as uncharacterized. Gene Ontology annotation, cellular component: UDP-N-acetylglucosamine transferase complex. The record is from RefSeq and is a predicted model, not a curated record. Gene Ontology annotation, biological process: dolichol-linked oligosaccharide biosynthetic process. The transcript has a single exon. NCBI's taxonomy places the organism in Eukaryota, Apicomplexa, Conoidasida, Eucoccidiorida, Cryptosporidiidae. Bases 1 to 513 code for a protein of 170 amino acids.